AUGGGGAACCACAAACCCUCUGAACCGGGAGGUCGAACCACAGACCCUCUGAACCACACAGACCCUCUGGACGUGAUGGAGACACCUCAGACCACAGACCCUCUGAUCCGUGAGGUAGACCACAGACCCUCUGACCGUGAGGUAGACCACAGAUCCCCCUGGAACCGUGAGGGAGACCACAGACCCCUACUUAAACGGGAGACCACAGACCCACUGAACCGUGAGGAGACCAACAGACCCUCUGAACCGUAUGUACGUAGACCACUAGACUCCUCUGACCGUAAGGUAAACCACAGACCCUCUGAACCGGAGGUAGACCACAGACCCUCUGAACCGAAGAGUGGACCCACAGGACCCUCUGAACCGUGGAAAAAAAAGAUGGACCACAGACCCUCAGAAAACGUGAAGGGAGACCACAACCCUCAGAACCGUGAGGUGGACCACAGACACUCUGAACCUGGACACCCACAGACCCCUCUGAACCGUGAGGUAGAAACCACAGACCCUCUGAACCGUGAGGUGGACACAGACUCCUCUGACCGUGAGGUAGACCACAGACCCUCUGAACCCGGACCAGCACAGGGACCAGCACAGGGACCAGCACAGGGACCAGCACAGGGACCAGCACAGGGACCAGCACAGGGACCAGCACAAGACCAGCACAAGACCAGCACAGGGACCAGCACAGGGACCAGCACAGGAAUCAGCACAGGGACCAGCACAGGAAUCAGCACAGGGACCAGCACAGGGACCAGCACAGGGACCAGCACAGGGACCAGCACAAGACCAGCACAAGACCAGCACAGGGACCAGCACAGGGACCAGCACAGGGACCAGCACAAGACCAGCACAAGACCAGCACAGGGACCAGCACAGGGACCAGCACAGGAAUCAGCACAGGGACCAGCACAGGGACCAGCACAGGGACCAGCACAGGGACCAGCACAGGAAUCACACAGGGACCAGCACAGGGACCAGCACAGGGACCAGCACAGGGACCAGCACAGGGACCAGCACAGGGACCAGCACAAGACCAGCACAAGACCAGCACAGGGACCAGCACAGGGACCAGCACAGGAAUCAGCACAGGGACCAGCACAGGAAUCAGCACAGGGACCAGCACAAGACCAGCACAGGGACCAGCACAGGGACCAGCACAGGGACCAGCACAGGAAUCAGCAAAGGGACCAGCAUAAGACCAGCACAGGGACCAGCACAGGGACCAGCACAGGGACCAGCACAGGGACCAGCACAGGGAUCAGCACAAGACCAGCACAGGGACCAGCACAGGCAUCAGCACAGGGAUCAGCACAAGACCAGCACAGGGACCAGCACAGGCAUCAGCACAGGGACCAGCACAAGACCAGCACAAGACCAGCACAGGGACCAGCACAGGGACCAGCACAGGGACCAGCACAGGAAUCAUCACAGGGACCAGCACAAGACCAGCACAGGGACCAGCACAGGGACCAGCACAAGACCAGCACAGGGACCAGCACAAGACCAGCACAAGACCAGCACAGGGACCAGCACAGGAAUCAGCACAGGGACCAGCACAAGACCAGCACAGGGACCAGCACAAGACCAGCACAGGGACCAGCACAGGGACCAGCACAGGGACCAGCACAAGACCAGCACAAGACCAGCACAGGGACCAGCACAGGGACCAGCACAGGAAUCAGCACAGGGACCAGCACAGGAAUCAGCACAGGGACCAGCACAAGACCAGCACAGGAACCAGCACAGGGACCACACAGGGACCAGCACAGGAAUCAGCACAGGGACCAGCACAAGACCAGCACAGGGACCAGCACAGGCAUCAGCACAGGGACCAGCACAAGACCAGCACAAGACCAGCACAGGGACCAGCACAAGACCAGCACAGGGACCAGCACAGGGACCAGCACAGGAAUCAGCACAGGGACCAGCACAAGACCAGCACAGGGACCAGCACAGGGACCAGCACAAGACCAGCACAAGACAGCACAGGGACCAGCCACAGGAAUCAGCACAGGGACCAGCACAGGGACCAGCACAGGGACCAACACAGGAAUCAGCACAGGGAUCAGCACAGGGACCAGCACAAGACCAGCACAGGGACCAGCACAAGACCAGCACAGGAAUCAGCACAGGGACCAGCACAGGGACCAGCACAAGACCAGCACAGGGACCAGCACAGGGACCAGCACAAGACCAGCACAAGACAGCACAGGGACCAGCACAGGAAUCAGCACAGGGACCAGCACAGGGACCAGCACAGGGACCAGCACAGGAAUCAGCACAGGGAUCAGCACAGGGACCAGCACAAGACCAGCACAGGGACCAACACAGGAAUCAGCACAGGGACCAGCACAGGGACCAGCACAGGGACCAGCACAGGGACCAGCACAGGAAUCAGCACAGGGAUCAGCACAGGGACCAGCACAAGACCAGCACAGGGACCAGCACAAGACCAGCACAGGAAUCAGCACAGGGACCAGCACAGGGACCAGCACAGGGACCAGCACAGGGACCAGCACAAGACCAGCACAGGGACCAGCACAGGGACCAGCACAGGAAUCAGCACAGGGACCAGCAUAA
Molecule: messenger RNA, 2580 nt
Organism: Knipowitschia caucasica
Lineage: Eukaryota; Metazoa; Chordata; Actinopteri; Gobiiformes; Gobiidae
Source: the annotation of a GenBank genome assembly